Molecule: messenger RNA, 3800 nt
Organism: Syngnathus acus (greater pipefish)
Lineage: Eukaryota; Metazoa; Chordata; Actinopteri; Syngnathiformes; Syngnathidae
Gene: eif4g2a
Product: eukaryotic translation initiation factor 4, gamma 2a
Exons: 20
Coding region: 662-2758 (698 amino acids)
Cellular component (GO): eukaryotic translation initiation factor 4F complex
Molecular function (GO): translation initiation factor activity; protein binding; mRNA binding
Source: RefSeq, a predicted model, not a curated record
CUUGUUUUUCCCUGAUUCCUUCCCAGAACACAAUUCUUUACCAAAUAUUUGUAGUCAAGCCGCCAAAGUGGAGAGUGUUGUUGCACCAGGGGUUCCUUCUCAUUUCAGAGUAGGGGGAGCAGGUGGGGGUGCACCUCAGCACUUUCCCAAGGCUGAAAGCAACAGCGAGUUCCUGGGGAAGGCCCCAGGUUCUGCCGCUCAGAGAUGGAUACCUUCUCGAAGCACUAGACGGGAAGCCAGCUUCUCUGCUGAGAAAGGCCAACACGAUGCAAUCUUCCGAAAAGUGAGAGGCAUACUUAAUAAGCUGACACCUGAGAAGUUUGACAAACUGUGCCUGGAGCUCCUCAAUGUGGGUGUGGAUUCAAAGCAUGUCCUGAAAGGAAUCAUCUUGUUGAUUGUUGACAAAGCCCUUGAAGAGCCCAAGUACAGUCAGUUGUAUGCUCAGCUAUGUCUACGCUUGGCAGAAGACGCACCAAACUUUGAAGAUCCAGCAACAGAAAAUCCCGGAACAAAAAAGCAAAAUACCACCUUCAGAAGGCUUCUCAUAUCCAAGCUUCAAGAUGAAUUUGAAAAUCGCGCCAGAAAUGUUGAGGUCUUUGACAAACAAGACUGCCCUCUCACCUCUGAAGAGGAGGAACAGCGUGCUGUUGCAAAGAUUAAAAUGCUUGGCAACAUCAAAUUCAUUGGAGAACUUGGGAAACUCCACCUUAUCCAUGAAUCCAUCCUCCAUAAAUGCAUCAAAACUCUUCUGGAAAAGAAGAAGAGAGUCCAAAUUAAGGAUAUGGGAGAAGACCUGGAAUGCCUCUGUCAGAUAAUGAGGACGGUGGGACCCAAACUUGAUCACGAGAAGGCUCGGUCCCUGAUGAAUCAGUACUUUGACCGCAUGCAGGCCUUGACAAACAACAAGGAAUUACCUGCAAGGAUUCGCUUCCUGUUGCAGAAUACAACGGAGCUGCGGCAGAACAACUGGGUGCCUCGGAAAGCGUAUUUUGACAACGGACCAAAGACCAUCGGCCAAGUUCGCCAGGAUGCCGUAAAGGACUUGGGUGUGUUCAUUCCACCUCAGUCUGACUGCUUGAGGGCUGACUUUUUCAUGGACAAUACCUUCCUGGAUAGCGCUUUCCUACAGGCCAGGGUCAGAUUUGACAAAGAAGGGCUCGGGGGCCUCGCUGACAUGUUUGGACAAAUGCCCGGGAUUGGUAUCGGAACGGGUCCUGGAGUUAUUCAAGACCACUACUCUCCGACUUUGGGUCGCCACCGCUCUAACCCAAUUUUCAAUGGCCAUAUUGGGAUUAACAGCAACAACUCGCAUCAGCCCCAGUUCGACACAGGGAGCAAGCCUUUUAUCAAGCCAAUGCAGGGUCAGAGUUCACCGGUUUUCAGCCAUAAACAGAAUGGCUCGGUUCAGAUGCAGUCUAAGGAUAUCGGCCCGCGCUUUAGCAAGAAAGGGAUACUCAAUGUUGAUGAGAUCAGCCUGAGGCCAGCACAGUCAUUCAUCUUAAACAAAAAAGUGCCAAAGCUGCAGCCACAGAUGACUAUGAUGCCGCCAAGUGCCCAAGGUUCCCUAAUAGGACAGUCCCCACAGCUUGGUCUUAAAAGCAACCCUCCACCAAUUCAGGAAAAACCUGCAAAGUCCAGCAAAAAACUACCUCCGACUAAGGAAGAGCUGCACAAAAUGACGGAGGCGCUGGUUGCAGACUAUAUGAACAGCAAGAACGUUUGCGAGGCUGUGGCCGCUGUCAAGGAGAUGAAGGCUCCAAAACACUUCUUAUCUGAGAUGUUAAACAAGAUUGUGGUGUCUUCGCUCAGUCGCUCCGACGAUGAUAAGGAGCUUGCGAGCACCCUGAUUCACGAACUCUGUACAGAGGGCCUUGUCACAAGGGAGAACCUUCUGCAGGCCAUUCUUGGUGUCCUGGACCAGUGUCCCAAGAUUGAGGAAGAAGUCCCAUUGGUGAAAUCGUACCUGGCUCAGUUUGCGGCCCGGGCGGCCGUCGUUGACCUCAUCAGCAUGACUGAUUUGGCUCACCAGCUGGAGAACGGUGCCCAUUUCCCGCUCUUCCUGCUCUGUCUGCAACAGAUGGUCAAGCUCAAGGAUUGCGAGUGGCUUGCCGAUGUUUUCCAGAAGAGCAAAGUCAACAUGCAGAAGAUGCUACCUGAAAUGGACCAGAACAAGGACCGCAUGUUGGAGAUUCUGGAGGGCAAAGGCCUGAGCUUUUUGUUCCCACUGAUGAAGCUGGAGAAGGAGCUUCUGAAGCAAAUCAAAGUGGACCCCUCUCCGCAGUCCAUCUACAAGUGGAUUAAAGAUAACAUCUCUCCCAAACUGCACACCGACAAAGGCUUUGUCAACAUCCUCACCACCAGUUUUUUGCAGUACAUUGCCUAUGAGAUCAACCCAGAUGACGACGAAGAGCAGCUGGCAGCGCCUAGCAAAGAGCAGCUCGAUGAGGAGAAGCAGCUGCUGCUUUCUUUCAAGCCCGUCAUGCAGAAGUUCUUGCACGAUCACGCUGACUUGCAAGUCAGCGCACUCUAUGCGCUGCAGGUCCACUGUAACGCUAAACAAUUCCCCAAAGGCAUGCUGCUGCGCUUCUUUGCCUAUUUUUAUGACAUGGAAAUCAUUGAAGAAGAAGCCUUCCUAACAUGGAAAGAAGACGUCACCCAAGAGUAUCCGGGAAAAGGAAAAGCCUUGUUUCACGUGAACCAGUGGCUCACCUGGCUGGAAACUGCUGAAGAUGAGGAGUCAGAGGAUGAAGAUUACUAAAAUCCCCUCCUGCCCGCAGUGUUGGAAUUUGAGUCCUCUUUUUACUACUUUGCCUCAGUCAGCAACAACGCUACUGUUACUAAUAGACUACAGCCAGCGUCAACAUGUAAUGGUUCUAUUUAAAGACGUAAUUUGUCCCAAGUAUAUUUUGGAAUUGAUUUACAUUUAGGAUAACAGGAAGUGUUUUGCCGAACAUACACACGGUUUCAUAAUCAGGUUGCAGUCAUCAUGUGCUGCUGUUUACAAAUGAGAACAUACAUUAUCAAGAGGCUCAUUUUUAUCUGUUUUUAGAUGCACUUUGCUGCACAUCACGAGUUGUUGCAAUAGUAUCAUACAUGUUCUUAAUUUUGAUAUUAAGAACAAUCCUAAAUUGCAGAUUUUUGUGUUUGACAGCUGUGGAAGCUCUUCUGAUCAUUUUGUUUUCUUGUGUUGAAUUUGACACCAGGCUGCCAUUUCGUAUGUUUGGCAUACGGCACAAGUAACGAAUGACGAGAGCGCCAAUAAGUUGCCAUUUAUGUUUUUGUUUUUUUCCUCUAAGCAAUGAAUUCAUUUUGCUUCUAGGGUUUCUAAUGCUUUCAAAAUAGCUUGAUGGGUAGUUUUUUUUUUUUUUUUAAUAAAUCAUGUAUUUUGGAGUGUGGAUAUUAAUGUGCUGUAAAAUAAAUCUGUGUUGCCUUUUUUAAUUUAUCACUUUUUAUAAAUAUACCUCUGUAUCUGACUAUACUUGAAAGUGUUUUAUCAUCGAGACAGCCAAAGUUUAGUUUCCAGUUUGCCAUAUAGUCGGGGUUUUUAAGUGGUCUCUUUAAUCUUCUUGCAUGUGACCACCUGCGCUUUCUUUUGGGUAAGUAACGGUUGAGUGGGCAUCUGCAGAUCAUCCUUGAAUAAAAUACAUUUCAUGGUCGCUGGUUUGUGUGUUGCUUGGACAGCCAAUUCAGUGGUGCCUUGUGCAGUGUAACUCAUCUUAAUUCCUGUUAUCAAAAUUGAUUAUAUACUGGUGCUGAAAAUGGAUUUUGGAAACGGCUACAAUAAAAGAUCAGCAUUUCAA